This is a messenger RNA of Talaromyces marneffei, 1101 nucleotides long. RefSeq lists its product as uncharacterized. The transcript has a single exon. The record is from RefSeq and is a predicted model, not a curated record. Lineage: Eukaryota; Fungi; Ascomycota; Eurotiomycetes; Eurotiales; Trichocomaceae. The coding region runs from base 1 to 1101 and encodes 366 amino acids. Gene Ontology annotation, molecular function: protein binding.
AUGCACCCUCGCUCGCUGACAAUAAUCAUACUAGCAUACUUUGACCUUCCAAUACCCAAAGAUGCGCCGAUUGAGCUACGUCCUACGCCUGGCAAAGGAUGGGGUCUUUUUGCCACUAGAGAUAUUCAACGUGGAUCCCUUAUCAUGAAAGAAAGAGCGUUGUUCGUCAUCCAGAAGGCGUCUGAAAAUAUUACAGAGCAAGUUAUCAGCAAUGCCGUCAAGAAACUGGGCGACCCCCAGAAGCAUAUCUUGGCUUGUCUGUCAGGCAAUAAACCACGCAAACUAUCAAAUGGUCUGAUGAGCAGUGGACCGCUAAAGCUUGCAAGGAUCUGGGGGGAAAAUUGCUUCUCGCUUGAAACCGGCGUGGAGCAACGACUAUUCGGAAAUUAUAUUGAGGAAAAACGAUGGGGUCUGUUUCCUUGCCAUUCACGUUUCAAUCAUUCAUGUCAAGAGAACGCCUUUGUUCCCGAGUCACAAUCAGAGCCGGGGGUUGGAAGAAAUUCUACAUCCAGUUUUGCAGUGAGAGACAUCGCUGCUGGAGAAGAGAUCACUAUCGGUUACCAAAACGGGUUUCACAGUCACACUAUGGAUGAGCGUCGCCGAUUGCUUACAUUUGAAUGUCGUUGUACGGUUUGUGAUAGAGCUUCAAAAGACCGCAAUUUCAGACAGGUCAGUGACAUGCGGCGGAGAUUAAUGAGAGGGUUGGUUUAUCUCCUGGACAGCAUAGAUGAGAACAGCGAGUACGACGACGACAAUUCACCGCACUUUAAACCAGUCAUAUGCGAUCCCGUCAUGCGUAAAGCAGCGGACAACUGUGACUUCCCCCUAAGCACUAGACUGAUAUACGAUCUGUUACUAGUAGCCCUCAAAGAGGCAGAAGGAGUUUUGGAUGCCGAAGGAGCAGCCUACACCUGGACUCAUGUGUGGCGUAGGGCUAACUCGUUCGGCACAGCGGAAAAUCGAAGAAUCGCCAAGCUGGAUGUACAGCAAAAGACAUGGUCUGAGAGACUCGGAAUGGCUUUCCAACUUGAUGGGCGAGCUGAUGCGGCUGAUUAUGCCCAUACAUUGGCCUACAGGCGAGUGAAAGGGAUUGAGAUUUAA